Elgaria multicarinata webbii is the source of this 899-nucleotide messenger RNA. RefSeq names its product fibrinogen-like protein 1-like protein. The record is from RefSeq and is a predicted model, not a curated record. Lineage: Eukaryota; Metazoa; Chordata; Lepidosauria; Squamata; Anguidae. The transcript is spliced from 2 exons. The coding region runs from base 1 to 825 and encodes 274 amino acids.
AUGUAUCAUCCAAACAUCUUCUUCGCUACUGCGGUUUUUCUUUUCCUGAUCCAUGUGACAAGUUCAGUGGAUGACAGUUCAUUGAGGAUCCAACUCACGGAUGUUGUCAACUUACCUAUGGUCAAGAAUGUCUAUGAUAUUCGGAACUGGAGAACUGUUCUAAUACGAUCAGGCAUCCGUUACAAGCGAGACUGCGAUGAAAUAUUCCAAGCAGGCGACCGAAAGAGUGGCCUUUACAUAAUAGAACCAGAACACACUCGCAAACUUGUGGUCCAGUGUUACAUGGAUGGAUGCAACGGGUGGACAGUGAUCCAGCGUAAUACCCAUGACACUGUAAUGACGUGGUCGGAGACCUGGACAACCUACCAAUAUGGAUUUGGUAACUUGGAGGCAGAGCACUGGCUGGGCACGGAGUACAUCAGCCGCAUUAGCGAGCAGAAAUGGUACAAAGUCAGAAUAAAUUUAGUUGAUGCUAAUGGCAACCAUAAAUAUGCAGAAUAUGAUAGCUUUGUCUUGAGAAAUCAAACCAAUAGUUAUACGCUGAAGUUAGGGACCUAUGAAGGGAAUGCUGGUGACUCUCUCAGUUCUUCCCUGCACAAAAAUAUGCAUGACAACAUGAAGUUCUCUUGUAAAGAUAGAGACAACGACAGAUCUACCCUAGAAAACUGUGCAGAUAUCUAUGGGGGAUGUUGGUGGUAUGACUCCUGCUUUGAUGCACAGCUGAACCGCAAGGGGGGGAUUCACUGGAGCACGCUAUGUGAUGAGGACUGUAAGAAGUCGGAGAUCUUGCUGAAACCUAUCCACAUGUACUGCAACAGGGUUUAGAAUGUGCUCAGACUCAGUUGUCAUGAAUGGAUGUAAUGUUUAAUGGGUAGGAAACAGCAAAACUGCAGAUUCCU